Molecule: messenger RNA, 3744 nt
Organism: Pseudozyma flocculosa PF-1
Lineage: Eukaryota; Fungi; Basidiomycota; Ustilaginomycetes; Ustilaginales; Ustilaginaceae
Exons: 4
Coding region: 1-3744 (1247 amino acids)
Source: RefSeq, a predicted model, not a curated record
AUGUCGCGGCCAAUCAAGCGUCUCGGCGAUGAAGCCACUUACAGAGACAGCGGUAACGCAGAUCCGACCAGCUCACGCCUCGGCACUUCGUUCGCCUCGGCCGCGGGCAGCUCUGUGCUCUCCAACGGCAGCCUGCUCGAUCUCUACUCGCGCUCCCCCAGCUCGACUGCAAACUCGGCAGGGGCCAGCACGUCGUAUGGCGUCAGUCCAGGCGUUGUGUCUGCAGUCAACUCGACGAGAGAGCAGGGCCUCGGCGCGUCUUCCACGUCGGCGAAUCCGGGCAAACCCCCGCCACUGCCUGCCAGACCAGCGGAACAGGCCACCCGCUCCACCGGCUUUGAUGUCGGCGCCAGUGCGCCCCGAGCGGCAUUCGCACCUCCGUCGCCAUCGGAUUGGACGGCGGCAGCUCCGACGCGAGAUGCGGAGCCGGUCGUCGGCAGCAAGCGAGCCUCGGUCGCGGGGUUCGAUGCAGAGAUGCUGAAAAACGUCCGGCCUGCCUACAACGCUGCCCAAGGGGGCGAUGCAUCUGCUUGGCGGGCGUACUCCGGCGGCGCCCUGUCUCAUGACCGGGACGUGCGGUACGAUGAGGGCGACAGCGAUAGCGAAGGGUCGCACUACGACGACGACGAUGCCGUCGGCGAGGACAGUCGGCGGCCGCGCGCCGACCUCGGGCCAACACGGUCGGGCGACUCGGACUAUGCUCGCCCAACGCUAUCCCUCACAGAGCCAGACGCAUCGACGGCAGGCGAUUCGCGCCGCCCCAGCGAAAGCAGCUUCUUGCACCUUGGCGGCUCUCGCCGCGACACGAGCAUGGGCAGCUCGCUCGAUGCCAGCAGGGACAGCGGCCUCGCCUCACCACCAGUUCCGCAGCGGACGAGCAGCUUCAACCGGGAUGAGGAGCUCGUCACGCCCAGCCUCGGCACCGCCACAGCGGGCACCAACACAACCACAAGUCCGCAGGCAGGGCUACCUACCAAUAGCUGGGCGUCGCCCUUGCUCGACGAUGCAGACCGUGCCGCUUCGAGGGCGGCAUCCCGGCGACCGUCGCUGGCCCUGCACAGCUCGCAGAUCCCCCUGAGACGGAGCAGCUCCGAGAUACGACGCUCUUCCGACCACCGCCGACAUGGUAGGGCCAGCACCGAGAACACCGAGCUUCGCGACGGCCUUGGUAUCACCUCCAGCCUUCAGAGCUCGCCGGAGAAGCGCGGUACCGGUGGCGCAAACUCGCACGACAGCGCUUCAGCUCGUGGCUCUUUACGCGCCGGUGAGGAGCUCCAACUCCACCCUUCCCAGGACUCCAGCGCGAAGCCGCCGAUCCGGGGUGAAGCUCUGCAGGUUGUCACCGAGGACCCGUCGAAGUCGCCGCGCAUCGUGAAACGGGAUGGAUCUCCCACUCCGGCUCGCCGCGACGCGGCCACGCGACCAGACAGCAGAGACUCGGACAUGAAUGCCGAAGAGCAGGCCAGACUUGAGCGCGAGCUCCUCGCCGGAGACUCUGGCGACGGAUCAAGGCCCAGGACGCUCAAAGAAGCACGAGAGAGGGCUAGGCUACGUCGGCAGCAGAGCGAGGCCGCAGCAGGACCCUCGACCUCGUCGCCGCUGAGAGAGUCGGCACCGACCGAAGCAAGGCCGUCUUCAAAGCGGACGGGAACGCGGCAAGAGGAAGCGCUACCCCGGAAAAGCACGGACUCGGUCGACCGCCCGUCGCGGGACCCAAGGAGGCUGUCGGCCAAGGAAGCAGUGCCACUGUCGCGGACUUCGACGAGAUCCGACUUUUCGGCGCCAUCGGACUACUCGCACGGCUCUGAGCCGGAUCUGGACGGCCAAUUCCAAGACGCAGCCAACGCGGGAAGCCGGACGUCUUACGAAGACGCCGUCAGCGGCGAACCCCUUCUGGGCGGCGACGAUUUCGCAUCCGCCGCUUCGCAGGGCUCGGGCGGCAUGGAAGAGCUCACCGCUGCCGUCUCCUCGGCCAUGCAGGACCUGAGCUUCGGGAGUGCCGACGACUCAUCCAACACGAUCUACGGCGCUGCUGGCCAAGGCGAGCUCGACCGUGCCGCCGCCUUGGACGCAGCGCGGACCGACCAGGAUCUGCAGACGCCAAGACCGCCUGUAUCUUCGCGCUUCGACGAUGGCCGUCUGCGCACCGUCAGCGGCGCCGGGUUCGGCACUGCGACAGGCCGGGCAACGGUCGGCGACUCUGACUUGGAACUGGCCUCACCGUACGGAGAGAAGCAACUUCCGGAUGCGGCUGCUUCUCGCAGCUUGCAGAGCGCCGUUCGAGAAGAGGCUCGGGCCCCAGACCCGUGGCCCAUCACCAGGAUCGAGAUAUACGGUAAGACGGUACCGUUUCCCAAGUCGUUUGCCAGCACCACGGUCACAGGCAGGAGGAAGGCCGCAGCCUGGGAGCGCGCCAAGCUGUACGCCCAAUUCACCAAUGACCUUCUGACGCUGCAGACUGGGCUCGAGCGAUGGAUGGAUGCGGUCCAACGUCCGGCAAUGCGGCAGCAGCUGGGCCGACAGUCGCAAGACACCUCCGCCGUUGCAGAUGAGCACGACGCCCGACGCGGCCACCCGCGCAACGAAGGGUCCUAUGCGGCUUCGGUGCGCUCGGACCUGACAUUCCCGAUGCGAGGCGAUGGCGGCAAGGCCAAGGAGAUCGUUUCUUUGCUGCCGACGAUGCCAGAGUCUCCGCCGAGCCGGGUGCCGGCCAAUCUCCCUUACCCCUCUUUGGUGGAUCAACGAUCAAACUCGACGUCUAGCGGCAACUUUUCCACCUCCUCGAUCAGUCAGCCCAUUUCGCUUCAUCACGAAGUCGCCGCGACCCAGGGCACGGGCAAGGCUGGUGGGAUGACAUCGUCGACGAGCAGCGGCGGCAACUCUCGCUCGGUCGCCGGCGGCAGCUUCUUUAGCAGCCUGGGCCGCAAGGGCAGCCGACGCGCUCCCGGCGGCUCGGUAUCGAGCCUGGCCCAGGGCGGUCUAGCCUCGAUCGCUGGGGCGGUGGGGGGUCCGCGGGGCCACAAGACCAAAGGCAAGACGAUCUCGGCCCCGAUACAGGCAACUGGAGAGCGCAGGAGCAUGGACACAGCCGAACUGAGCAGUCCCGACCUGGGUUCGUAUGGACGAGCGUCAGGGCUCGGCGAGAGCGCCAGCGCAAGCAGGCUCGCGACCGUCAGCGAACAACAGCUUUCUGCCGGUACCCUUGCAUCGCCGACCGGCUCCCGACCCUCGCCAAUGGGACCUCGCGCUCCUGGUUCCGUCUCCGGUCAGGGAUUCUUCAGCAGUAUCGGAAGGAGCAACUCGAACGAUGCCGGCCGUGCCUCUGCCAACCCGUCUGCUCGCCCCUCGCACGAUGGCAGCAGCAUAGGCGGUUCCUCGCCGAUGGUUUCCUCGCCCGAGUUCGAGCAGCGCGGAUGGAACGAGCCGACCCAGCGUCCCAAGAACGGGCGCUCUGGCUCAUCGGCCUCGCUACUCGGCAGCAGGGACAGCGCCAUGUCCGCCGUCCGAAGCUCAUUCUCAUACGGCACGGUGCGGGAGAAGAUGCGGGGCAUGGCGCCCAGCAGCCCUGAUCCUAGCGCAGCCAACGAUCCGGGCUUCCAGGAGGCGCUCAGCAAACUCGCCGACGUGUUGCCGGAUGCCGACAGCGACACGCUGGCCUACUACCUCCGCAAGGCCAAGGGCAACGAUCUCGUCGCCAUUGGCGACUACCUACAAGACCAAUCGCUGGGACGCCUGCCGGGCUAG